Cordyceps militaris CM01 is the source of this 690-nucleotide messenger RNA. RefSeq lists its product as uncharacterized. Lineage: Eukaryota; Fungi; Ascomycota; Sordariomycetes; Hypocreales; Cordycipitaceae. The record is from RefSeq and is a predicted model, not a curated record. The transcript has 9 exons. Bases 1 to 690 code for a protein of 229 amino acids.
AUGAGAGAUGGAAGCCACAGCUCGAGAGCAGCCAGCCAAGACUUGAAAGUGGUGGUCGUAAAGGACACAAAUUGCCUGUGUGCGCAGCAUGACGCGGGCUAUUCUUGUUUGCGAAACAACCCCGCUCGAAAGACUGCUUUGGCUUUUAUUACCACUAGAGACCGUGUCUCCACAGAUGAAGUACCGGCUCUUGUCGCCUGGGGUCCUGACAAGACGGCGGUCACCCUGCUUACAGCCGACUGGGAAGUACCUCAAGACAAGGCUCUGUCGAUCCAUCCUGCAGCGGGGCGCUUUCGGCCAAUGCUCUGGAUUCGAAUCCAAGGCUUCUCGCACCAUCGGGGGCAUGGGAAAAUAAAACCGAGAAUAUCGGGCAACCUCUGGGCCGUUGAUGAUAACCCCCUGGCAACUGGCCAUAUUCGCCGGUCUCUGAGUGCUUUCGCAGCCGUCUUUGAUGAUGAGAAUUACCGCGAAAACGGCAGUGAACUAAUGUGCAACGAGAGCCGCCGACCUCCGGCCGCUUUGCCCUGGCACACCCCCUUUGACGAGCCGUCAGGAAUGGUUCACCGACUUGACGUUCGCAAGCAGGGUACGUACACUGAGUUGACCCUGACAAGAAGCCAGUGUUUCGAUAACUACCUGGAUAUUGGCAUUGCUCUCUCCUUUGUCUCGUUUGACGCAUUUCAGCUCUAA